Messenger RNA from Closterium sp. NIES-65, 5163 nucleotides. Lineage: Eukaryota; Viridiplantae; Streptophyta; Zygnematophyceae; Desmidiales; Closteriaceae. The record is from the annotation of a GenBank genome assembly.
AUGCGGCGGGCUUUCAAACGCCGCGUAUGCCCGGCUGGCGGCAUGCUCGGCGAUGCGCAAGUGCCGAUCUUCCGGCCGACCCUAGAGGAAAUGGCGGCGGGAUUCGAGGCUUACGUGGAGCGGAUCGAAGCCGAGGCGUGGGAAUACGGGAUCUGCGUGAUUGAACCCCCACCUGAGUGGCAGCCGCGAUCACGUGGGUACGAUGACGUGGAGGAUUGGACGAUUCCGAAGCCGAUUAAACAGCACGUGUCCGGCAGUCGCGGCGUGUUUCAGUCGAUCCACGUGGAGACUAAGUCGGUCACGGUGCGCGAGUUUCGUGAGGCGGCGCACUUGAAGGAGCACCGCGGCCCGUGGGGGGACGACGGGGAUAUCUGCUGCUUGGGGAACGCGACUCACGCCGCUAGCGCCGCUUGCGCUACUGACGGUACUGACGCUGCAGAAUCUUCUGGUAGCGGCUGUAGCGAAGGGGAGGAGGCUAGUAAAGGGGAUGGAGAAUCGACGAGCGAUGUUCGUUGUGGGGAGAGCGGAGACGCCAGUAGGGGGGAUGUGGAGCAGCAGCAGCAGCAGCAGCACUGUAGCAGCAGCCGGGGCGACGGUGGCGGUGACGGUGACGGUAACGCUGGUGAAUGCAACCAAAGCAAGCACAGGAAAAAGAGCGAGAAAUGCAAGAGGAGCAAGCAGAGGAAGCAGUGCCGGCACGUGGGCGGGAAGCUAACCCUAGCGGACAUGCAGACGUCCAUCGAGCGCAGCUUCUGGAAGAACGUCACGCACUCGCCGCCGCUCUACGGCGCUGAUGGGCUCGGCUCGUUCUUUGACGCUGACGUGCAGGGCUGGAACGUGGGGUGCCUAUCAACGCUUCUGUCGCGCACGCUGGAGACAGCAGGCAUGCAGAUACCAGGGGUCACGACGCCGUAUCUCUACUUUGGCAUGUGGCGCUCGCUCUUCGCAUGGCACACGGAGGACAUGGAUCUAUACAGUGUCAACUACCUGCACUUUGGAGCUCCCAAGUUCUGGUACGUGGUGCCUCCCGAUGCCAAGGCACGCUUUGAGCGCCUGCUGCAGGGGCUGCAACCUGCGCGCUUCAAGCAGUGCCCCGAGUUCCUGCGCCACAAGGAGACGCUGGUGACCCCACAGCUACUGCAGCGGCAUAACAUCCCGUUCCUCAAGGUGCUACAGCAGCCACGCCAGUUCGUCAUCAACUUCCCGGGCGUGUACCACGCAGGCUUCAAUCUGGGGUUCAACUGCGCAGAAUCAACCAAUUUCGCCACCAAACGGUGGGUACAAGUGGGACUCAAGGCGCGUCCCUGCUACUGCAUCGGUGACAGUGUGUGCAUUGACAUGGGACUCUUUGUUCCCCCCCCUCCGCUCGCUCUCCUCUGCCCCGACAACGACUCCACCGCUCUGCACCACUCCGAAUCUAUAGCUGAUGCUGCUGCUGGUGAUGCCGCUGCUGAUGCUGGUGAUGCUGGUGGUUGUUUUCUGGGCAGCAAUCUUGGGAGCUCUCAGGAAUUGCAGCAGCAGCAGGGGGCGGAGAGCGAUGGGUGUGGAGCAGAGGGAGAAGGAGCAGCAGUGGCAGGAGCAGCAGGAGCGGCAGGAGUGGAGCGGGUUGGGCUGGGAGCAAAGAAGCAGCCUCUGCGUCCUCCUGCUGCUGCUUCUGGGGGUGCUGCAGGUUCUGCCCUUGCUAGAGGGCAGAACGGUCGAUUUGUGCGUGUUGCCAAGGCUGGAAAGGCAGGAGGAGGGAGAGGGGCGGCAGGUGCAAGGGGGGUGGGUGUGCUUCCGAUAGUUUACCACCGAAGGCGAGUAAUUAAAGUGCUGCUGCCGCAGCGACAGGCGCAGGCACAGAAGCAGGGGCAGGGGCAGGUUCGGGGAGGACAGGCUCGUGGGCAGGUUCGGGGGCAGGCUGGGGUGGUGGCCGGGGUGCAGGCUGGGGGGGGAGGUACGGAUAAUGGGCGGGAAGGAGGGGUAGGAGGACGCGGGGCGGGGUUGUGUGGAGAGGAAGGGGAAGGAAUGACUGUUGCAGCGAUUGAUUUUGUGAGGAAAAAAUAUGUGAGGAAAGGAGCAGCAGGGGAUGUGGGUGCAGGGAGUGAGAGUAGGGUUGAGGGUGCGCAAAUAGGAGAUGGGGUGGCAGGGAGGGGGGAUGUCAGGGUAGGGGAGCUUGUGGGGGGAAUAACAGGGAUGGGGGCAGCAGGAGGAGGAGAGAGUGGGGAAGGAAGAAUGAGUGUGUUAAGAGCAGAGGGGGCUCAGGGGGAGGGAGUGCAAGGGGAGGUUCAAGAGGGGGUUGAGGGGAGUAUGGGCGGAGCAGGAGCGGGAGGCAAGAGGAAGCGGGGGCUGGGUGGAGGAGGGGGUGGAGUGGGCAGGACAGAGGGGUUGGAACCGGUUAUUAUGGUGAAACGAGUAAAAGGGACUAGUGGGGCUGGAACAGGGAGGGGAGGAGGGAGGGGAGGAGGGAAGAGAGGAGGGAGGGGUGGGAAGAAAGCGGGAAGGAGAGGGGGGAAAGGGAGAGGAGAAGGCGCAGCAGAGGUGGCAGGUGUGGAGCUACUUGGGGGAGUGGUGAGGGGUGCAGAUGGGUGCGUGCUGCCCCUGCUGAUAGUCGCCUGCCCUGCUGUUGCUGUGCCUCUGGGUAAUACGGUGGGACCUAGGGUGGGGGGUAAGGCUUCUUUUGAGGCGCUUCAAAAACCUGCUGCUGCCGUGGCUUCAAGUGAUAUGGUGGGAGAAAGGAUGGAUACUGCUGCAGGAGAUGCAGGUGGGGAUGUGACUGGGUGUUUAGCCACAGGGGUUGUGAAUAAUGGGGCAAGCCGGGAUUUGGGAGAGGGGGUUGUGAGGGAGGAACGAGGUGGGGCUGGAGCAGGGAUGGAAGGAGCAGGGGCAGCUGGAGCAGUGGGGAUUGGAAAGAAAGGGGUGAAGGGGACGAAAGGGGGGAAGAGGGGGAAGAAGGGAGUGAAGCGGAAAGUAGGGGGUAAGGCCAUCAGGCAUAAGCUUGGUGCUGGUGCUGGUGCUGGUGCUGGUGCAACAGCAACAGCAGUAGCUAUACUGACAUUAGCAGGAGCAGGGGCAGCAGCAGAAGCAUAUGUGGCAGAUGUAGCAGCAGCAGGGGAAGGAGCAGCAGGAGAAGGAGCAGCAGGGGAAGGAGCAGCAGGGGAAGGAGCAGCAGGGGAAGGAGCAGCAGGGGAAGGAGCAGCAGGGGCUAAAAAGAGGCAGAAAAGAGCUGUGAAGCAGCCAGCAGGGGGAAGAAUCCGGCUUUCACUUGGAACACAAGACGCAGCAGCAGAGGAAGCAGCAGAAGCAGCAGCAGCACAAGAAGCAGUACAAGACACAACACAAGAAGGCCUAGCCACAGCCGUCCCACUGCAGAGAGGCAACAAAGCAGGGCGCUCGGCUCAGGAACCUCUAGAGACAACUCAGAAGGCAGGAAGGACACUUGAGGAGCAUCAGGAAGGGGGAGGUGAAGUGGCAGCGGCAGCAGCAGAUGCACUGCCCGCAGGCCUGCGGUCGCUCCACUGCUCGCGGUGCAGAAGGGUUCGGAUGGUUCCCCGACGUAACCCCCCUGCUUGGGUGGUUGACAGGGUUGUUAGGGAUAGCAAAGGGAGAAUAGGCACCUGGGGCGUGUAUGGGGACAGGUGGAACCGAGAGGGGGAGGGUGUGGGUUUGGAGGGAGAGGAAGAGGAGGGGAGGGGAGGAGGAAGGUUUGGGGAGGCGGGGGAGGGAGAGGAGGGAGGAGAGGAGCGGUGGAGGCGUGUUUUUGAGUGUAAGAUGGUGUGGGGGAUGAGUUGUCGUACUAGAGUGCAGUUGAUGGGGGAGUGGAAGGAGGGGAGGGUGAGAUGGGAUGGUGAGGAGGAGGAGGUGGAGGAAGAGGAGGAGGAAAGAGGGGAGGGGAUGGAGGGGAGGGUAGUGAGUGGAGUGGUGGGGAGGAAGGAGGAAGUGGCAAGAGGAGAGGAGGGGAGAGGGGGAGAGGAGGGGAGAGGAGAGGGGUUGCAGGAGAGGAGUGGAGUGGUGGAUGAGAGGUUGGGGAGAAUGGAGGAGGGAGAUAGGAGUGUGGAUGGAGGGGGGAGGCGCGUGGGAGCAGGGAAGCGAGUGGGAGGCAGAAAGAAAAAGGUUGAGUUGCAGGAGGGGUUUGGGGCGUCUAGUAUUGGUGUGACGGAGGCGUCCCAAAAGCCUCUUACUCCUGCUCUCUCGCCCGCUGUUCCCCCGUUGAGGCUGAGAGGAAAGAGGGCGCGUGAGAAGGAGGAGAAGGAUAAGGAGAAGCAGAAGAAGGAGAGGGAGGAGGGAGGGGAGGAGGAGAUGGGGAGUGUAGGAGAAGAAGGGGAAGGAGAGGAGGCGUGCAGGGAGGAAAGGAGACAGAAGGAGUGUCGGGACAUGAAUUCAUUGAAAUUAACUCAGAAUCCAUGCUUCCUCCGAGUGCCUGUGGUGCCAGCGCUGCCAGUUGAGUCAGUGAUGACAGAACUUCCUGUGUCCCCUCUGUCCUCAGUGGUGCCUGCUCUAGUCGACUCAGCUGCUGCCGCUGCACCUACUUCCCCGCGAAACGCUCUUGGAAUUCUUAAACGCCACCGCAACAGCACGGCUGCGAGUCCCUCUGCUCAGCAAGGGGGAGAGGCAGAGAGUGUGGAUGUUAGAUGCCCGGGCUCUGCUUUUGAGGCACCCUUUGAGGCACCUUUUGAGGCACCUCUUGAGGCACCUUUUGAGGCACCUCAAGAAGAAGAAGCAGAGGCAGGGAGUGCCACAAUCAGAUGCCUGGAUUUCACUAAGGCUCUUUCUGCACAUGCCACCCCUGCCGUUCCUUCCGCAAUUCCUUCUCCUGAUGCUGCCGCUGCUCCUGCUCCUGCUCCUGCUCCUGCUGCUGCUGCUGCUGCUGCUGCUGCUGCUGCUGCUGCUGCUGCUGCUGCUGCUGCUGCUGCUGCUGCUGCUGCUGCUCUUGCUUCUGCUGCUGGUGCUGCUUCCCCUGACUUGAUUACAACUCAAGGUAAUAGGGUUGACGAGGAAAGAGCAGAGGUGAGUGAGGGGAAGGAAGUGAAAGAGGAGGGAAAGGAGGUUAGGGAGGAGCAAUUGGAGAUUAGGGGGGAGGGAGUGGAUGCGAAUGCACAGGAAGGAGUGAGUGAGGUUGGGGAGGUGAGCACGAGACGUGCUGGUGAUCACCACAUACUGGUAGUUGAUCUCUUCCAUUUUUGA